Dujonia railenensis is the source of this 1347-nucleotide messenger RNA. The record is from the annotation of a GenBank genome assembly. NCBI's taxonomy places the organism in Eukaryota, Fungi, Ascomycota, Pichiomycetes, Serinales, Debaryomycetaceae.
AUGAUAGGUGAUCUUCCAAUUGAGAUUCAACUUAAACUAUUGUCGUUGGCUCCAAGAAGUUCUUUAAAAUCCGUGAAUUCUCAUUUUUAUGUGCUCUAUAAUGAUCUCUAUUACCAAAAAAUUGUUCAAGUCUUCGGAGAGUCAAUUAUUAAUGUGCUAAUAAAAACAUCGCCAUGGUUGAUAACAUAUAUGAAAUCUUUAGAUGUUAUAAGAAGCCAUCUAAGGAACUUGAUAGCAUCCAAGUUAAAAUUACCUAUACCAAAUGAUAAGAAUAAUGCAACAACUGAAAAUGUACUUCAUUUUCAGUACUUGGCUGAUUCUUGGAAGUAUAUCUAUUCAUUGCUCAAGAAUAAGAGACUAUUUGCAGAGUAUUCUGAUUAUAAAAUUGAUGAGCCUACAAAUUAUGUGUUUAAUCAUUUCGUGGAGAUAAAUAGAACUUAUCUUCUAUCUUACUCCAAAACCCUUUGGCUAUCCCCAGGAAAAUACAACCUAAAUAUAGGACUAGUAAUAAAGCAUGGCAAUGGAUUGGGUACGACUAAAUUUGAAGUUAGCUAUGGUGGCGAUAAAGAUCCAAUAAGACAAUCAUUUUUCGCUCCUCGGAAUAUAAACGAAAUCCUACCCAAGAAGCAAUUUUGCUUUUUGAAGUUGGGCGAAUUUGAAAUAAAGCCUGCGAACAAGACGAAACUUGAAAAUCCGCUAAAUAAAUUGAUUAAAGUUAAUCUAAUUAUGGAAGAGAUAGGAUUGUAUCUUAAGUCUGGAUUUAGGAUCUUUUUUAUAGAUGUCUCACAGCCAUCUACAUUAUUUAACGAUUAUGAUUUACUCUAUUAUACCGUUAAAGAAAUUGAUUAUAGAUAUUUCAUAAAUAUACCAUUAAAAAAUUUUUACAAGGCACUUAAUUUUGUGCAAAAUGGGGGUUCUGAAGAUGAUGGGGAUGCUAGAGAAAGAAAACGGAAGUUAAGCAUUGAGGUUGAGCAUUAUGAAAAAGAAGAAGAAAAUUCAAAUAACGAAGAAGACUACUACGGAUCAGGAGACCCGAAUGAGAUUGAGACUUAUGAGACUGAACUUUCAAUCGCUGAGGCUGUAGAAUCGAAUAAUGAAGCUAAUGAUCUUGAUGAAAAUGAAAAGCAAAUAAAGGCAUAUGGAAAGUUCUACUUUCUAAAUCGAUUCGGUAAGAGAUACUUCAAAUUUAACACUGUAUAUCAGAGAAGACAAUUCAUAAAUAGAUUUGGAGAUUUCGAGUUGGAUUGGAAUGACGAGAAUGUUAAAGGAAAUGGCGAUAAAAAGAAGGCAUGUAACUAUGAUCUUAAUGGCUUGAAAUGGAAAAUGCCUAUUCUAGGUGAGUUAUAG